AUGGCAGGGAAAGAACUUCCAAGCAGCCCGACCUUGAAGACACCAAAGGAGAUCCAGGCUCUGGGUGUACCCUUGCAUGUGGGAACAGGAUAUGGCUGCAGCUCAGACCCAGACAACAGUGGAGGAGACUCAAGGGAGCCAGAACUCAGAAUUGUCCUUGUGGGGAAAACAGGGGCUGGGAAAAGUGCAACAGGAAACACCCUCCUGGGCAGGAGAGAGUUUGAGUCCAAGGCUUCAGGAGGGUCAGUCACCAAGGUCUGCAGGAAAGCCAGGACCAGAUGGAAUGGGAGAGACAUUGCUGUUGUUGAUACUCCAGGCAUUUUUGACACUGAGACUGAAGAGAAAAACAAUUUGAAAGAAAUAGCUCGCUUCAUGACAGUAUCCUCUCCAGGCCCACAUGCUCUACUCCUGGUGUUGCGAGUGGGUCGUUUCACCCAGGAGGAGAAGGCAGCCAUUGAACAGCUUUAUCGUAUUCUUGGAGCAGAAGCAGUGAAGUUUCUCAUCAUUUUAUUCACUCGGAAGGAAGACCUGGGAGAAGAAAGUUUAGGGGAGUAUGUAAGAACCAUUGAUGACUCCUAUUUCAAGGAGUUGUUGGAGAAGUGUGAAAACCGAUGCUGUGCAUUUAACAAUUAUGCUAGUGGAGUCGAGAGAGAUGCCCAGGUUUCAGAGCUUAUGGCUAUGAUUGAGAAAAUGGUACAAAAUAAUGGGGGUACCCACUACACCAACAACACAUAUAAAUCUGUGGAAAGGUUUCUCCAAGAAGACAUAUUGGCUCGUCAGCAACGCAACAAGGAGCAGUUUGAUAGGGAGAGAGAAGAAUUAAGACGGAAAUAUGGGAAGAUGUUUGAAAAAUUCGAGAAGGAAAAGGAAACAUGGAAAGAGGAAAAGGAAAAGUAUAAGAAGGAAAAGGAAGAAUAUGAGAAGAAAUUGAAGGCUGCAGAGGAGCAGUAUGAGAAAAAACAGGAAAAUUCCCGAAUGGAGGCUGAGAAUGAUGAAAACGUACUUGUUAAAAUUAUAACCUUUAUUGUAAAAGUUAUUCUGUCAUGGUUUACUACCAGUUAG
This is a messenger RNA of Trichosurus vulpecula (common brushtail), 1062 nucleotides long. RefSeq names its product GTPase IMAP family member 4-like. Gene Ontology annotation, molecular function: GTP binding. The record is from RefSeq and is a predicted model, not a curated record. Lineage: Eukaryota; Metazoa; Chordata; Mammalia; Diprotodontia; Phalangeridae. The transcript has 2 exons. The coding region runs from base 1 to 1062 and encodes 353 amino acids.